CUCGUUGUUGUUUAAUGCAUGGUUUUUGCAUGGUUUUAAUUUCUCAUACAUCUGCUCAGGAAUCAUUGGAAAAUGUCCUCUCAGAUCAGCGCCGUUCAUACACCUUCGGUUUCACUCAGUAAAUAUCGGGACCAACACUUCAAGGGUACCCGGCAAGAGCAAGAAAAGUUGCUACGCUUCUCUGCAACCCUCUACGUAGGCAAUCUGUCGUUUUACACCACCGAGGAGCAGAUCCACGAGCUGUUCUCUCGCUGCGGCGAUUUGAGACGUAUCGUCAUGGGCCUCGACAAGUACAAGAAAACACCGUGCGGCUUCUGCUUUGUCGAAUACUACUCCCGGAUGGACGCAGAACACGCGAUGCGCUAUAUUAACGGCACACGACUUGACGAUCGUAUUGUGCGUGUCGAUUGGGAUGCAGGAUUCUUGGAGGGCCGACAGUUCGGGAGAGGCAAAACCGGUGGGCAGGUGCGAGAUGAGUACCGACAAGACCACGAUCUCGGGCGAGGAGGUUACGGUAAAAUGGUGCAGAUGGGACAGCUCGGUGCACCGACGAUGCGCGAUUAGCGGACAAGCGUGGCCUCAUUUAAGGUUAUUUAAGCUAUCAUGUACAUUUCACAUAAAUAUAUGUAAUCGAAUUUUC
This is a messenger RNA of Anopheles cruzii, 640 nucleotides long. It is a transcript of the gene Cbp20, whose product is annotated as nuclear cap-binding protein subunit 2. Gene Ontology annotation, molecular function: RNA cap binding. The record is from RefSeq and is a predicted model, not a curated record. Gene Ontology annotation, biological process: mRNA cis splicing, via spliceosome. Lineage: Eukaryota; Metazoa; Arthropoda; Insecta; Diptera; Culicidae. The coding region runs from base 73 to 564 and encodes 163 amino acids. Gene Ontology annotation, cellular component: nuclear cap binding complex. The transcript has 2 exons.